Cyclopterus lumpus (lumpfish) is the source of this 384-nucleotide messenger RNA. RefSeq names its product myelin basic protein a (gene mbpa). Gene Ontology annotation, cellular component: neuronal cell body; compact myelin; internode region of axon. The record is from RefSeq and is a predicted model, not a curated record. Gene Ontology annotation, molecular function: structural constituent of myelin sheath. The transcript has 6 exons. Gene Ontology annotation, biological process: myelination. NCBI's taxonomy places the organism in Eukaryota, Metazoa, Chordata, Actinopteri, Perciformes, Cyclopteridae. The coding region runs from base 1 to 384 and encodes 127 amino acids.
AUGGCAACGGCGAGCACCUCAGGGCUCAGCAGGAAAAAGAAGAACCCCUGUCUCAUGGAUCAGAUUACCAAGUUCUUUGGAGGAGACAAAAAGAAAAGGAGCAAGGGUUCGUUCCGGGGUCACCUGUCCACCUCACCCCAGCAAUCCUCCGCUCGCCGCCGGACCAAUGAAAAUGCUGUGGUGCAUUUCUUCAGGAGCUUUGUGUCCUCUCCUCGUCCCAAAUCCCGGUGGAGAGACGCCCUGGGCUUGGCCUCGUCGCCGCGUGCCGAGAGUGCAAAGUCGCCGGUCAGGAGACGCAAAGACCAAAGCACACUGUCCAGGAUCUUCAACCUGGGUGAAACCAAGUCCCGUGCACCCCCAAAACGCUGGAGCACCAUCUUCUAA